Cryptomeria japonica (Japanese cedar) is the source of this 3925-nucleotide messenger RNA. RefSeq names its product calmodulin-binding transcription activator 4. Gene Ontology annotation, cellular component: nucleus. The record is from RefSeq and is a predicted model, not a curated record. Gene Ontology annotation, molecular function: double-stranded DNA binding; protein binding; transcription coregulator activity. The transcript is spliced from 12 exons. The coding region runs from base 328 to 3633 and encodes 1101 amino acids. Gene Ontology annotation, biological process: regulation of transcription by RNA polymerase II. Lineage: Eukaryota; Viridiplantae; Streptophyta; Pinopsida; Cupressales; Cupressaceae.
CUGAUGAAUGUAACACUGUCUGACAGCUCGCAAAAACGGACAAAUUCACGUUGAUACUUUUGCAUAGGGACGGUUCGGUGUUUUGGAUUGGUGCAAAUGAGAAGAAAAUUAAGGGGAACAAGCCACUUUCUUCGCAACUUAUUCGAUACGACAUAAAAUUUUCUCUUUCAAGCUGUAUUUAGGCUCGUGGACACUAAAAAAACUUCUGCUCUACGUUCUACGUUCCUAUCACAGUCUUUUGUCUUUUACACUUCACAAUUCGAAUCACGGACGGAUGUGAAUUUCUUUCUCCUCAGCGAAGGGGGAAGCAAAUCUGCGCACAGCACAAUGUUCCCACCUAAAGAAGAAUUUGAUUUCAGUGAGCUUCUACGAGAGGCACAAGCUCGGUGGCUGCGGCCUGUGGAAGUUCUCUAUAUCUUGCAGAAUUACCAGAAAUUUAAACUUAGUACAGAUCCACCUAACAAGCCACAGAGUGGGUCACUAUUUCUUUUUGAUCGUAAAACACUUCGUUUCUUCCGAAAGGAUGGACAUAACUGGCGAAAAAAGAAAGAUGGAAAAACAGUUCGAGAAGCACAUGAACGGCUGAAGGCAGGCAAUGCGGAUGCUUUGCAUUGUUAUUAUGCCCAUGGGGAAGAUAAUCCAAGCUUUCAGCGACGAAGCUACUGGAUGCUUGAGGAGGCUUAUGAGAAUAUUGUCCUUGUUCACUACAGAGAAGUUACAGAGGGAAGAUUCAGUUCUUCACUUCCUGGGUUCUCAAAAGAUUGUUCUUUAUCUGUUCAGAAUCAAAACUUAAAUUACAGACAAGUGCAAAACUCAAGUGACGGAAUUGGAACCAGUGGAAUACAUACAUCACCUUGGACUUCUUCUAGUCCAUUAUCAGUAGAGGAAGUCAGUUCUAGGCUAGUCAUUGAAAAUGAUGAACUGGAUUCAGUGGAUGACAUAAACAAGAAUGGAGAUCUUGGUAAUUUCUUGACACAUGAUGGGACAUAUUCAGCACACCAGGAUAUUUCGUGUCUCCAACAUCUCACGAAGGAGUUGAGCCUAGAUACUGAUGUUUCUUCAUACUGUGAGGAUAAUAUUUCUUCUUGGGAUCCAUCAAAUACGGGAAUAACAAAUUCUGCCCUUCCAAUCUUAGAAAAUGAUUUAUCAAACCAAGAUAUGCUUACGCCUUUGGUACAGGGCAGUCAAUACCAGGGACAAGAUGAACAAGGGAGGGAAAUUUUGAGGAAUCCGAAGAACUUGAACAUUGACAUUUUGCUUCAAAAUCCAGGUACAUACCUCAGAAACCAUCGUUUGGGUCAACAAUUGACUGGAGGAACUGCAUUGUCUCCAAUAGAAUUAGAAAAGGCAGAGUCCAGUUCACCAUCCUGGAAGGAAAUGCUGGAGCUUUGUACAACAUCUACCAGGGAUAAUGUUCUCUCAUCAUCAAUUUUGAAGGGGCAAAGUAAUGAGCUGUUGUUUACUGCCCAGGAUGAAAUAAUUGGUUGGACGCAGAAACCAUCCUUGCAAGAAGAGAGACAAGAAGGAGCAUCUAAUAGAAAUGGAUGUUUUGAACACAAACCUCUUUGUCAAAGAAAGGAACAUAAAGUAGAAGGCACUAGCAACACCGUAACAUAUCCCACAGAUAUUUCUUUCCCUCAAGAAUAUGAAGAAUGGGGACCGGGACUGAAUAUGCUCACUGAAAGCAGUUCUUUUCCACAGGACAUUGAGAAGUUCAGGAAAUUAGAUAGUUUUAGAUGGUUAGAAAAUGAAGAGAUAUGCAUGAAUACUACUCGCAGCCCAUCUGACUACUAUAGCAUAUUACAUGAGCAGCCAAAUAAUAUGGGAGAACAACAAUUGGAAGAAAGUUCCAGUGUAACAGUGGCUCAAAUACAGCAUUUUAGCAUUAAUGAGAUUUGCCCUGAUUGGGCCUACUCAGAGGAAGGAUCAAAGGUCCUGAUAAUAGGCAAAUUUAUUGGGAAUCCAUCACAGCAGACAUGGCACUGUAUGUUUGGUGACAUUGAGGUUCCUGCAGAGAUCAUUCAGGAAGGCGUUCUUAGCUGCAAGGCCCCUUUACAUGCAUCUGGAAAAUUACCUUUCUGUGUAACAUGUGGCAAUCGAGAAGCAUGCAGUGAAAUUAGAGAGUUUGAAUACCGUGAUAAGUCUCGAAGUUAUGCCAGUGAAAAUACUCCAGCAUCAGUAGAUGCAAAGGCAGGCCAUGAUGAAAUUUUGCUGCAAGUCAGAUUUUCUCGCAUGAUCCUCUCUGAAAGGAGUUGUGAUUUGCCAUUGUUGAUUUUUGAGAAGAGAGAUUUUGCAGACUGCAAAGGUUAUAAUUCGUUGUUGGAAGCUGUGAGUGAUGACCAAUGGGAACAAAUUGAGUAUGCAGUUGAAGAUGGUGGCGAGCCUCUUGCUUACACAAAGGAGUGGCUUCUACAAACUUUCCUGAAAGAGAAGCUCUGUCAGUGGCUUGGAUAUAAAGCUAAGGAAAGGGAAAAGGGUGCUUCAGUUCUCAACAAACAUGGGCAUGGUGUCUUGCACAUGACAGCUGCGCUUGGGUAUGAGUGGGCAAUAAGUCCAAUACUGGAUGCUGGUUUUGGGAUUAACUUUCGAGAUGCACAUGGAUGGACUGCUCUUCAUUGGGCUGCACGCUAUGGCAGAGAAAAAACUGUAGCAGCACUUACAGCCAAUGGUGCAUCACCAGGAGCAGUCACAGAUCCUACGCCACAAUAUCCGUCUGGAAGAACUGCAGCUGACAUUGCUGCAGCCAAUGGACAUGGGGGGAUUGCAGGUUAUCUAGCAGAGGCAUCUCUGACGAGCCAUCUGUCUGUUCUUACUCUUGGUGAGAAUGAGAUUUCAAAGGCAUCUGCAGCUGUAGAGGCUGAUAGAGCUAUCGAAUCUGUGACUGAUAGGAGUAGCAUCCAGCAAACAGUAGGUGUAACAGAGGAUCAACUUUCUUUGAAAGAUUCUUUAGCAGCAGUUAGAAAUUCUGCUCAAGCAGCAGCACGUAUACAGUCUGCUUUUCGUGCUCACUCUUUUAGAAAGCGGCAACAGAAGUCUCAAGGCACAUGCAAUGAGUAUGGUAUAACUGAGGCAGACAUACAGGGAAUUUCUGCUGUAUCAAAGAUUCAAAGAGCACUGCGUAGUCAUCGUGAUCAAAAGCUAAAUACAGCAGCUACUUGUAUUCAGCGAAAAUUUCGUGGGUGGAAAAAUCGUAAAGAGUUUCUUACUCUGCGUCAGCAUGUAGUAAAGAUUCAAGCACAUGUUCGUGGACACCAAGUACGGAAAAAAUACAAAAUGCUUCUCUGGACCGUUGGUGUUCUGGAUAAAGCCAUAUUAAGAUGGCGCAGGAAGGGUACUGGAUUACGUGGAUUCAAACCAGAGCUUCCUGAAGGAUCCGAGAUGGAUGAAGAAGAAGAUGAUGAGGAUAUUCUGAAGGUUUUCAGGAAACAGAAGGUGACAGUGGCACUGGAUGAGGCAGUAGGACGUGUACUGCACAUGGUUGACUCUCCAGAAGCACGUCUCCAGUAUCGCCGUAUGCUUGAAAAAUAUCAAGAAGUGAAGGCUGAAUACCAUGGGAAAACAAGUGAAGCUUCCUCGAGUCCACUUGCAGGUUCUAGUCAUAUCGAAGAUGAUUAUAUGAAUUUAUUGGAAUAAUGAUUUUAUGCUGCCAUUUGUUGAGGGAAAUAUUUCCCACUUUCUAAAUUCGAUGGUUCUCCAAACAUGUUUUCCUAAGCAUCAGUGAUAAGUUAUUUUCAAUUUUGUAUAAAUUCUGGAGACUACAGCAUCCAAUCGUUGUUUGGAACGUGUGAAGUCUAGAGUGGAAUACUCUAUAUGUGGCAAUAUGUCUUGGUGAUUUGAUUCAUCUUUUGUAAAUUCAGCUGUAAUAUAAUUCUUAUUGUAGCUUGCCUGGGAUUCACUCUUAGAAAUGCAUGUUUGUGUAGUAAAA